AUGCAAGAUAGAUCAGAUACUUCUUGCUCGUCAAGCCAGAUGAAGUUGCACGUGACCUGGGACGCGAAGGCUGUACUCUACCUGUGCCUGUGCACCGCAGCUUCACUCGAUCUCAGCCUCACGGACGGAUCGAUUUAUCCAGUCACACGGCCCGUGCACGCAUCGCGUCUACAUAAGAUGCUCGCCUCGGUGGCCAACUCGCUCUCGCCGGCUGUGAGAAUGUCGCACCCUUUUAAGCCGCUGGAAGCCAUUCAUCAGCAUCUCUGCGCUUUCCACUACAACAGUGACGAUCGAACAAGACAAGUGGAAGCGCAUCAUUAUUGCUGCGCGUCCGGUCAUGGCGGACUUCAUCAAUGUCUUGUGUACGAUAGCGACGGCCCCGAUGCUCGUCUGAUCGGGAUCGAGUACAUCGUCAGUGCUGAUGUCUACAAGACCCUCGACGAUGAAGAGAAGAAAUAUUGGCACUCGCACAAGUACGAAGUCGAAUCGGGCAUGCUCGUCGUUGCCAGCAAGAAAGAUCAAGAAGGUCCCAUCAAUGCUACCGUCGAGAAGACUGUCAUGGUCGCACUCCACGAGACUUUCGGCAAGACCAUUCAUACGUGGCAGAUCGAUCGCCACCCUCAUCUUCCUCUCGGACCGCCCGUCAUCAUGAUGGCAUUCACAGAAGACGGGCAGGUCGAUCCUGACAAGCUCGCGGCGCGCGACAAGGCACUCGGGAUCUCGACAGAGGACAAGAAGAAAGAGCGAGCGCUCUACUUGCCCAAGACGGAGCAGCCACUCGAUGCGGACCUAGGCGAGCGCACAGGCGAGACCAUCCAGCUUCAGAUCGUGCCAGCCACAUUGAAGAAAUGA
This is a messenger RNA of Mixia osmundae IAM 14324, 852 nucleotides long. RefSeq lists its product as uncharacterized. Lineage: Eukaryota; Fungi; Basidiomycota; Mixiomycetes; Mixiales; Mixiaceae. The record is from RefSeq and is a predicted model, not a curated record. The transcript has 3 exons. Bases 1 to 852 code for a protein of 283 amino acids.